AUGACACGCCUAUAUUGUCAAAAUAUUCUGGCCCUUUGCUUAUUUUCUCUAUCUUUACUGUCGUCACUGGUGUCGGCGCAUCUGAUUGACGUGGCUGCCUCCAAGAAGGAGUGUUUCUUUGAGGACCUUCACAAGAAUGACAAGAUGACAGUGACUUACCAAGUGGGCGGUGGAGGCCACUUGGACAUCGACUUCUGGAUAACUGAUCCGGAAGGCACUGCCUUGGGAAAGCACAUCAAACAGUCUACGGGGUCACUCUCCAUAACAGCAGAGAAAGAUGGUCGCUACGAAUACUGUUUCUCGAAUCAAAUGAGUGCAAUUGCUGACAAGAUAGUCAGUUUUAACGUUCACGGAGUAAUUUACGUGGGCGAGGGAGACGAUGAACACGUUGCUCCCAUCGAGCGAGAAAUUCGGCUGCUAGCUAAUGGCCUUACCUCAGUCAAAGAUGAGCAAGAGUACAUCGUCGUUCGCGAACGAACACACCGCAACACAGCCGAAUCGACCAAUUCCAGAGUGAAAUGGUGGUCAAUAUUGCAGGCGUUUGUGCUAGUGUCCGUAUGCGCAUGGCAAGUGUACUACCUGAAGUCAUUCUUCGAGAUAAAACGUAUCAUCUAGGCAUUUGUAGAAUAUUCGCACUUAUACCAUCGUCUGCCGAGGAUCAUAUAUGAAAUAAGUACACUCGACAUCUCCCACUUCGUAAUUGAAUCUGCAACACGCAGAAAUCAACAGCUUCGCCGCGGAAAAGCUUUCCAUGGCGGGUAUACAUAAAAUACAAAGCAAAGAUACUGCACAGCUAAUGUAUCGACAAUCUAGAGAACAUGGUCGUUGAGAGA
Molecule: messenger RNA, 833 nt
Organism: Heterobasidion irregulare TC 32-1
Lineage: Eukaryota; Fungi; Basidiomycota; Agaricomycetes; Russulales; Bondarzewiaceae
Exons: 6
Coding region: 1-615 (204 amino acids)
Biological process (GO): protein retention in ER lumen; endoplasmic reticulum to Golgi vesicle-mediated transport; Golgi organization
Cellular component (GO): endoplasmic reticulum; endoplasmic reticulum-Golgi intermediate compartment; Golgi apparatus
Source: RefSeq, a predicted model, not a curated record